Molecule: messenger RNA, 2186 nt
Organism: Mizuhopecten yessoensis (Yesso scallop)
Lineage: Eukaryota; Metazoa; Mollusca; Bivalvia; Pectinida; Pectinidae
Exons: 5
Coding region: 1335-2186 (283 amino acids)
Source: RefSeq, a predicted model, not a curated record
GAAAAAUUACGCAUAGAUCCCGAUGCCAUAGACGUGGUAGUGGUUGUAUCGCCCUCUCAAGAAGAGGAGUCUAUUCAGGAAGUAUUCACACUAGCUGCACAACACCUUAUAAACGCAGCCCAUGGAAUUCCAGGUGAAGACCCACUUAAACUCAUUCACAUUCCCACAAGCAAUUUUCUCGCAGACCCAUCGUUACCAAACAGAAUUCGUUCCGAUCAGCAGUUUUUGAAACUUAGUCGGAAGAAGCAUCCGUAUGAUUUCCUGCCACUCCAUCAUGUAGUUCUUCACGAAAGUAGUACUGUACUGCAAAAAAUGUUGAUCAGCAGUGGACCAGAAGACGUAAAUGCUGAGGAUGAAGUUGGUUGGACAGCAUUGCAUCUUGCAAUUCUUUUAGGAGAAACCGAAAUGGUAAAAAUGCUGCUGGACCACGGGGCCGAUGCUGCAUCUCGUCCGGCACACUGUCUUCCUGCAUUUGUCUGUACAGAGUGGAAGGGAAAAUCGCGCAUGACAUUGUCACCGCUCAGUCUUUCUGUGUGCCUUAACAUGAACAACAUAGUGCAUUUAUUUACAGAAAGAAACACAGAAAAUCCAUGCAUGGACAUUUGCAUUCAAAUGUCGUAUGGAAUGAAAACGGAGUCCACGUUGCUUGAAUCAGUCUGUAGGGAAGCAGAAAAAAGAAAUCAGGAUGUUUAUGCUCGCUUUAAGCCGACAUUCACAGUACACAAGAAUCAACCGAUUGAACGAGUAUGCCUUGGAAUUUCGGAAAAUGUUGAUAAUAUUGAGAAGAGAGAAGACAUACAUGGCGUAAGUGUUGUCAUCAUAAACACGGAGAUAUCUCCGGAGAGCAACUGGAUAGAAAAAACUGAAAUUACAGAAGAUGAAGAAGUCAUUUGUAAGUCUGUUAUUGACCUAUGGGCUGACUACCGUUGGGAUCAGCAUCCAAAUUUAAAUGCAAUCACUGCUGGAAGCCUAACAAGUGUGAAAUGUCCAGAACCUUAAUCUACAGGACACAUCAUUCUACACUGUUCACACAAGGGAUACGUUCCCUACGAGAGCAACUGCUUUCCAACCGAAUUAAAAUGUGAGAAAGGAGCAAUGCCUGUUGCAGUACUUGAGGGGGAAUUCAAUUCUGGUGCCCUUGGAGGUAGUCAAUGUGAUAAACGAGGAGAGCAAGAAUCCACCUACUGUGUUUGUGCUGCAUCUACCAACAUACCAACAAACAGAUAUCCAAUGGAAACAGAUGAACAUCUUCCGUUGAAAAUAGGAAUGCAGUUAUGUAAAUCACAUUCUGCUGCCAUCCCAGCUUAUGCAGGAACACUCGGGCAUUCGUAGAAAUGGGCAACGGUAAAACUGGGUUCAUAACAUGUGCUCAUCUGUUCUAUAAGCAGGCUAUAUCCGAAGGAAACACGCCAAUACGCUUCAGUUGUUCACAACAAGGGUGUGGUGCUGACGUCAUCGCUCCUUUUGACCACUUUGUGGAUAAUGUCUUAAGAGGAGUAAGGGAUAUGGAAAUCGACGGUGACCCCGUAGGUGACCCCGUAGGUGAAGAUGAUGGCAAUGUCGAAAAUGGAAGGAAUGUCUACUGGGAGUGCGGAAAAGUAGUCCGAGCUAUAUUUGACCCCACGUUAGAAACCGGCAUAGAUGCAGCAAUUGUGGAAAUUUACCAAGACAGAGCACCAUGUGAUGGUUCCUUUGAUGACAUAAAACAUCUUCAUCUCCAAAGAGCAAAAAUGGACUUGACACAUCCACCAACAUAUGCUUCCGGAAAAAAGCAGAUAUAUCCUAUCUGGAUUCAAGUGAGUAUCUCAAAUGAUCGCCCAAUUAGAUGCAUAAAGCUGGGAGCCAGUUCUGGGCUGUCUGUUGGUAUUCUGGCAUGGAAGCAUGGUCAGAUAAGACUUACGGACUCUCCACCUCUUGGGAUUGAAAAAGAUUCUCUUCAAAAAUAUAUCAUGAAGGGACAACUUGUCAUAAGUGAAUACAACAGCAAACAUUUUUUUGAAUGUGGUGAGUCUGGUUCAGCAGUUUUUGUCAUGAAAAGAGACGGCCAGUAUUAUUAUCCAGAUGCUUGUUUAGGAAUAGCUAUUGGGUUUCUUGACAAGAAAACGUUUGUUACUCCCAUAGGUAACAUUCUUGAUGAGCUGAAAACAGACAACACGCCAGAUCUCGACCUUAAAAAGUUUGAAUAA